Diaporthe amygdali is the source of this 1236-nucleotide messenger RNA. RefSeq lists its product as uncharacterized. Lineage: Eukaryota; Fungi; Ascomycota; Sordariomycetes; Diaporthales; Diaporthaceae. The transcript has 5 exons. Bases 1 to 1236 code for a protein of 411 amino acids. The record is from RefSeq and is a predicted model, not a curated record.
AUGUCUGAGGACAAAAUGAUAUCGGUGGCCUUUAUCACGCCAAUAUGUCUCCUCACUUUGACGAGCCUGGUCCUCGUCGCGCGGAUCGGGGUGAAAGCGGCAGUCACGAGAGCGUUUGAGCUGGAAGACGGUAAGCAAACAAUACAGAGUUCUCUACACCAGCCCCACCUGUCAAUGGGCACUUCAUCGGACCUUUUCUUUAUCAGUGCCCCACUUUGUGGAAAUCUUCAGUUUUUUGCCCUCGUGCUCAACGUGAGCAUUGCGAUAGGAGCGGGAAUAAGCUACAGCAUGUGCUUAAUUCUGGCGAAGGCGGCUAUAUUGGAUCACUACCUCCGAGUCCUCGACCGAAACAAGAGCCAAACAAGACUGCUUCUCAAAAGAAUGUUGAUUGCACUGCUCAUCGUGCAGGGCGCUGAAGAGACCCUUGUGUCCCUAUUUUCAUGUCAGCCUCGCGAGGACGAGGUCAUUGUGAGGCUUAAUGGGGUCUGCUUCGAGCAGAGGCCGAUGUGGUUUACUGGGUUCACGUUGAACCUCAUCUUCGACGUUGUCUUGUUCUUCCAGCCCAUCCUUGCGCUCUGGGAAAGACGAUCUCUGCCGCUGGUUGAAAAGAUUGGCCCGUUGCUCAGUCUGUUGGGCGUUUCCUUGGUCUUAGUGACAACUGUUGGCCGCGCAGCGGUCGUUGUUCAUAUCAGUCACGACAUUACAAAUGAUUACCCUGUGCCACUUCUUUGGUCAGUGGCGGAGGCCGAUGCGCUGGUGCUAUACUCGACCUUACCGUCCUUCCUGAAUCUAUGCAAAUUGUUGCGAAAGACAAGCCGCAAGAAAGAUAAACAAUCGAGCCAUUCGAGACAAAGCAGCAGCACGUCAAAUAGGAGCCAGAUACGCAGCGAUGGGACUGUAUCUCACGAAUUCCUGACGCCAUCAGAGCCGCAUCCAGGGCAGCCUGUGCUACUGCAUGGAGGCUUAGGGCCAACACCUGGGGAGCGGGUCUCAUGGAUUGAGAAAGUCCAGGCGUUUCCAGUAGGAGAGAGAAAUCAACAGGAAAUGGUGAGAAGACAGAUUGGUACGACGAGCAUGGUCGAAGUGCUUCCGAAAGCUUUGGCACCCUCUGGCGAGGUGGAAGAGGUCGAGCAUGGAGGAAUAAUGGUGACGACAACGGUCAGGAGGGAGACCAUCCGAGAUCCAGAUUAUCAAGGCUGGGAAGACACAACUUUGCCACCGAGCGCACUGUUGUGA